AUGGCCCAAGGCGACGACGAGCAGUACUGCACGAAAAAAUUGAAGCAGUCGAGAGACAGGGUCGACUGGGACAAGAAGAACCAGCGCGAGGCGUUUCACCGCGAAGUCUAUCUUCUGGUGGAGAACUGGCACGGACAACUUCCCGAUUUAAGGGACAUCUUUAAGUCCGACGAUAUCGACUUUCUUGUCCGCAAGGACUCCAGCUUCACCGGUCACGGCUCGAUAAAAUGUCCCAUCGUCGACUUCGUGAUCUCGACCGGCUACAAGGACGUGCGAAAUCGUCGAGUCGGGACCACCGCGGUGCAUUACCUGAGGGCACAGCACCGCGAUCACCUGGAGAGCUGCGAGGACUGCCGCAGCAAAACCCCCGAUGAUAGCAACGUCGACAGCGUGAUGAGCCGACUGUUCGAGAUCUACGAAGGGCCGAACCACGAGGACACGACGUGCUUAACGCAUUUUCACGUGGCCUGCGAGUACGGCCUGUACGGCGUCGUCGAGAGCUUCCUCGAGCGCUUCGAUCCGUUCUGGUUGCUGGAUCAGACGUGGCCGGUAACGUGGGACACGGCGCUGCAUCUGGCACUGCUGCGCGAUAGGCGGCGAGUCGCCGAGAUGCUGCUCAAACGCGGCAAUGCCAAUCCGACUUAUGACAACAAGAAUGGAAUGACGGCCCUGCAUAUAGUUUGUCAAAGAAAUUACGACGUGGACUUCGUGAGGAUGCUGUUCGAGAUCGACGAAGAGAAAAAUUGGCAGAUGCAGGUAGACGCCCGGGACAAGGAGGGCAAUACACCGUUGCACUUGGCUUUGAUCAAUCCAGGGAGUGAGUCGGCCGAGCUGCUGCUGUCGAGGGGCGCCAAUCCGACAUUGGCCAACAAAAAAAGAGAGACUCCGCUGCACUUGGCCCUGAGGCACGGCAACGUGUCGUUCGCCGCGUUGCUGCUGCGCCAGAACGGCGCCGACCCGCUCGCAGCCGACGAGAAGGGCGAGAGGCCGCUGGACAUCGUCUGUCGGAGAUAUCGCGACAGCCAAUCGCUCGAGAAGUUUUUCGGGGACCGCAGCGAACGAAAGCCAUUGGCGAUCAAGAGUCGGGUCGACGAAGAGGGCAACACGCCGCUGCAUCUGGCGCUCCGCCAGAGAAACAUCGAGUUCGCCAAGCUGCUGCUGGACCGAGACGGCGCCGAGCUCGCGGUUUGCAACUGGAGGGGCACGACGCCGCUGCAUCUCGUCUGCCAGAUGAGGUAUCCCGUCGACGUCACGGAGAGGCUGCUGUUCGAUCACCCUGUGAACGAGCAACGACCGACGAAAGUCGACGCGCUGGACGGCGAGGGCAAGACGCCGCUGCACUACGCCCUCGUCGAGGAGGACACGGCGAUGGUCCAGCUGCUGCUGAGACGGGGCGCUGAUCCGAGCUUGGCUCUGCACGUCGUCUGCGAGAAAAGGUUCACGCCCCAGCUGACCGAGACGCUGUUCAAGCGCUUGAACGAGCUGAACCGGAGACAAUUGGCGGGGCGGAUCGACGCUCGGGACGAGAAGGGCAAAACGCCGCUGCACUUGGCAUUGCGCAACAACUACCUGGACGUGGCCAAGUGGCUGCUCGGACGAAAGGCCGACCCGAGCAAGGCCGAGAAGCACGGACUGAUUCCUCUGCACGUGGUGUGCCGGGUGAGUCCCGCCGACGAAGACUUGGCCAAGUUAUUCCUCAAGCGGGCCGGCAGAGGGCUUCGAGUCGACCGCCGAAACAAGGAGGGCAACACAGCGCUGCACUUGGCUCUGAAGAACGACGACAAGAGGAUGGCCAAGAAGCUGCUGACACGAUGGGCGGAUCCCAAUUUAGUCGGUGCAGCAGGAGAGACGCCGCUGCACGUCGUCUGCGAGAGAAACGACGACGUGGGUGUCGAGUUGGCCGAGACGCUGAUCAAGUACGCCAAACGAUUGCAGGUCGACGCCGUAGGUAAGCUGGGCCAGACGCCGCUGCACCUGGCCCUGCGCCACGGCAAAAAGAGGUUGGUCCAGCUGCUGCUCAAGGCGGGCGCCGAUCUCGACAAGCCCGACGCCGAGGGCGAGACCGCGCUGCACAUCGCCUGCCAGAAAUACGACGACGACCACGACAUCCUGAAGAUGGUACUCUCGAAGGGCAGCAAGAGCUCGCGGCUCGACGCCCGGAACAAGUGGGGCGACACGCCGCUGCAUCUGGCGCUGCGCAACGGCAGAAGGAGGGCCACCGAGUGGCUGUUGAGGCGGGGCGCCGACCCCAACGCGGCCAACGAGCGGGGCCAGACACCCCUGCACGCCAUGAACCAGCCGAGAACCCGCGACGAUCGCUUGGUCAAGAUGUUCUUCAAGCAGCUCGGCCGCGGGCAGCAGCUGCGCAUCGACGCCCGGGAUCACGAGGACAGCUCGACGCCGCUGCACUGGGCGGUGCGCGGGGGACACCGGAAGGCCCUGAAGCUGCUGCUGAACAAGGGCGCUGAUCCGAACGCGGUGGACGCCCGCGGCGCGACUCCGCUGCACCACAUCUGCGAGGAUCACCACGAGCUGGCCGGCUCGUUCCUCGGCCGCUGCGAGCGACUGAAGGCGCCCGUGCGGAUGAACGAGCGCGACACGGAGGGCAACGCGCCGCUGCAUCUGGCCCUGCGCAAGGCCGGCAGGGAGACGAUGGAGCUGCUGCUACGCCGCGGGGCCGACCCGAGUCUGGCCAACGCCAAGGGCGAGACUCCGCUGAUGACGAUGAUCCGGGAGAAUCCCGAGGUCGAGCUGAUCGAGGCGCUGCUGGAGUUCAGCGACCAAAAGUUCAAGCCGGUGCGGAUGAACGAUCGAGACCGCGAGGGCAACUCGCCGCUGCACUUGGCGCUGCUGCGCAAUUAUAACGAUAGUUGCGAGUCGUGGAGGAAGCUGGUCGAGCUGCUGCUGAGGGCAGGUGCGGAUCCGAAUUUGGCCAACGAGGAGGGCCGGACGCCGCUGCAUCUCGUCUGCGAGAGACACCGCCGGGACCUGCUGGAGAUCGUGUUCGAUCGGUACGACGGUCAGGUGCGGGUGAACGCCCGGGACAAGAAGGGCAAUACGGCGCUACACGUGGCCGCCGCCGCCGACAGCAGCAGAGACCUGAUUGAGUUUCUGCUCGGUAAGGGAGCCGACCCGUCGAUAGCCAACGCGGAGGGCGCGACGCCGCUGCACAUCGUCUGCCGGGGAUAUCGCGACGUCGACUCGGCCCGGAUGCUGUUCGAGCGCUGCGACAAGAAGAAACUGCUGGCGCGCGACGACGAGGGCAACGCGCCGCUGCAUCUGGCGCUGCAGUUCGGUGGCCGCGCCGACGCCAAGCGCCUGGUGAGGCUGCUGCUGGCCAGAGGCGCCGACCCCAACGAGGCCAAUGGCGAGGAGGGCGCCACUCCGGUGCACCUCGUCUGCAAGAGAUACCGCGACCCCCAACUGGUGGAGGCGUUCUUCACGAUGUGCGACGAUUUGCACAAGCGGCUGCGCUUCGACGCCCGUGACAAGAUGGGCGAUACGCCGCUGCACCUGGCCUUGGUGUGGGCCAACCAGAGGGCCACGGAGAUGAUGCUGCGGAGAGGCGCCGAUCCGAACCAGGUCAACGAGGCGGGCGAGACGCCUCUGCACGUCAUGAGCAAGGACCGCUACUACGAGGACUCGAUGAAGAUGUUUCUUAGGAUCUGCGACGAGAUGGGUCGCGAGGUUAGGGUCAACGGCAGGGAUAUGUGGGGCAACGCAGCGCUGCACUUGGCUCUGUCUUGUGGCGCCGGAAGCUCGGUCGAAGCGCUGCUGAGGCGGGGCGCCGACCCCAACACGACCAACGCCCGAGGACUGACGGCCGUGCAAAUUUGCCUCGAUAACGAAAACGACGCCGAAAACUUGCUGGAGCUGCUGUUCGAGAUCAGCGACGACUUCGAUCGGACGGUAAAAGUCGAUGUCCGGGACAAGUUGGGUCGAACGCCGCUCCAAUUGGCCGUGGCGAGUCUCUCGCCGCGGGCCGUGGAGCUGCUCCUGAAUCACGGCGCUGAUGUGUCGAGCUUCGUUUUCCCCACCCAGACUUUUGGCCGGAAAUUUCGACGCUGCGUCGGCUACGAGACCAAUAGUUUGAGAUUCAGACUGGUCGCGGGAGCUCUGGGCUGCGUCGAACACCUGGAGACGAGGGGAUACGAGCUGAAGCGCGACGCGACCCGAGCCAUCGUGCAAUUUUUCUCGAGGCACCGAUUGUUCGACGAGUCGUGGUCGUUGUCGUCGGGCUACAGGUACAACGAGGGCUGGUUCGCGAGAAAGGGAAAAUCGAUCAUGAUAAAGCCGAGCCUGUCGCUCUACGACGCGCACCGGUUGCGGGCCGAGGAGCUUCCGAGAGCACUGACUCACGCGGACCUCUUCGAGCUGGUGCGAUCGGAAAAAUUCCGCGAGCUCUUCCACAAGAGGGCUAGCAUCUACCUGGUGGAUCUGUUCGAGAGGAUGGCGAGGGAAUUUUUAAUGCGAUGGGCGCUGGAUGCUUUCGCGGAGCUGACUCGAGGCCGCUUGCUGCUCUAUUGGCCGCUGCAUCUCGUCUGCGAGAGACACCGCCGGGACCUGCUGGAGAUCGUGUUCGAUCGGUACGACGGUCAGGUGCGGGUGAACGCCCGGGACAAGAAGGGCAAUACGGCGCUACACGUGGCCGCCGCCGCCGACAGCAGCAGAGACCUGAUCGAGUUUUUGCUCGGUAAGGGAGCCGACCCGUCGAUAGUCAACGCGGAGGGCGCGACGCCGCUGCACAUCGUCUGCCGGGGAUCCCGGAAGAACGUAGUUAUGUAUCUUAUGUCUAAUGUUAUUUAA
Molecule: messenger RNA, 4806 nt
Organism: Trichogramma pretiosum
Lineage: Eukaryota; Metazoa; Arthropoda; Insecta; Hymenoptera; Trichogrammatidae
Product: serine/threonine-protein phosphatase 6 regulatory ankyrin repeat subunit A-like
Exons: 2
Coding region: 1-4806 (1601 amino acids)
Molecular function (GO): protein binding
Source: RefSeq, a predicted model, not a curated record